Molecule: messenger RNA, 1871 nt
Organism: Dendrobium catenatum
Lineage: Eukaryota; Viridiplantae; Streptophyta; Magnoliopsida; Asparagales; Orchidaceae
Exons: 13
Coding region: 94-1062 (322 amino acids)
Source: RefSeq, a predicted model, not a curated record
GCACGUCUAUAAUCACUCGCCACGGCCCCGACCUAUCGGUUCUUCUUGGCUGGCGCGGACAGUACGUAGCUGAUAGGCAGCCAAAGUGGAUUCAUGGCGGCAGCGCCUGUAUUUGGAUUCUGCCUCCAUUAUCGCUCAAAGGGCGUGGCUCAGCAGCGGUGGGAUAUUUUGGUGGACUCGAGCUUUCGAACUUGGAGGGGGUAUUCUCUUGUCUCGCCUCCCAAAUGUGGAAAGAGGAGAACUUUGGUUUAUGCAGUCAACCAAGAUGCUGAGAAAUCAUUCAAGAAGACUCUAGAAGUUGAUAGACUAAUAGAUACUCUAAGAGUUUCCAAUCCCGGUGAACUAGAACAGCUUGUUGUUGAAAAUGUGCUGGCAUUUAACGAGGGUUUCUGGAUCCGGCUUGCAGCUAGAACUGAAACUUGUAAAUCAGAUGAUGACAAAAAAGAUUAUGAGGAACUGGCCGCAUCAGUGAUGAGCAUAGUUGACCGAUUGGUCCAUAAAGCAAAUGAGAAAAUAGAGUCCGCAACAGAUAUUUUGAAGGCUAUCCUAAGACCUGUAGUUGAUGGAGUGCGAGAGGUUUCGUGGCCACCUCAAAAUCCAGAAGCACUCAAACUAAUGGAAGAAGAAGUACAUAAAAGGGAGCGAGAGGGACAGCUAGAUGAAGGAUUCCUUGCUGAGGUUAAUGCACAAUUGCGACAAGCCACAGAAGAUGGAGAUAAGCCAGGUCUUGCGGCUAUGUUGCGAAAGGUCCUGCAGCUUUAUGCUUCCAAAUUUCUUGGUAAGCGGAGUUAUGCAUACAAAGGAGGUGAGGUUUUGAAGGCAGAGAAGUUCCUUGAAUCUAUAAUAGAAGCUCCUGAAGAGAGCUGGAACAAGUUGUUGAUUGAAGGACUUAAUCUGGUUUCGCCAGAGGAACUCUAUACUGUCAUCAAAAAGCGAAUUGAACGAGUCUUGAUUCGAACGGAAGGAGGCUCCUACCAGCAGCGUAUCCUCACUGAGUACCUUAAGGGAAUCCAGUUAAGAACAGAGGGACUUGUACAAGCCUUGAAGGGCUCACAGCAAUGACUUGCUUCAUAUGAAAAUCAACCAAUUUGUAGUUUCACUUGCCCUUGAAGUCAUAUUUAAGGUACUGCUAAAUAUGAUGCAUCCAUACAAUGGGGAAAAACAGCAAAAAUGCAGUGGUCUAGGAAUGCAACUUGGUCCUGCUCCAAGAUUUUUUGUUAAUCUUCUUCAGUGGAUUUCAUUCAUGUUUUACAGUUAAGGUAAUCCCCACUGCAAGCACUCUCUUUAAGAGCAUCUCCAACGGAACUCUAAACGCUUGAAUGCCGUCGCCCCGGAGCUCCAGCCGAACGGUAAAACUUCUGCUAUUUCCUUGCGGGUGAACAGUGGGACGCCAAUAUUGACGUUGCGCUGUUCAUCAUCGCUAUUUUUCUGCCUCUACCGAACUUGCCAAGAAACGCGGGAAAGAAGAGAAAGACCGUUACCUUCGCAAAAUGGAGUUCGAUUGGAGAUGAAUCGCGGCAUUUUUUAGUUUCACAGCAUUUUGGAGUGGAAAAUGAGAUUUUCCGUUGGAGAUGGUCUAAGGCUCUCUGAAUGUUUGUCACCUGAAAUAAAGCUUUCAAAACAAAGAAAUGAAGCAAAUACAUUUUGUGAGCUUGAAUUGUAGCCAUACAUUUGUAGAUGAAUUUGGGUAAGAGAAGUACUGGUCUGGAAUGGAAGAUGAUCAAAGCUGCAGCAGCAUUCAAAUUGCAAUCAUUUCUUAGUCAUUUGUACAGAAAUAAUUUCAGCCUUUCUGUGUACAAUGUCCAACUUUCUUAAAUCUAUUGUGGUAUGUUUGCUUUAAUCAUGAAGCUAAAGUUGAUAUGUUUGCAAAA